AUGAUAAGCGACAAGCAGUUCAUGUCUUAUGUCGUAGGCAAGUUACUACUGGAUCGCUUUGGUGUUCAGAAACGACGAAAACAAAGCAGACACAAGCCUCGAAUUUCCUCUUUUUCUUCGCAACCCUUCUUACUAGUAGCGGGACUAGAAGAAGUAAUAGCAGGACCAGAAGAAGAGGUAGUAGCAGGGCCGGAAGAAAAAGUAACAGGACUAGAAGAGGUACACGAGAGCCCCGACGACAUCAGACAAAGUCCCGAAGACAUCAGACAAGACAUCGGACACAGUCAAAGACCUACUUGCUGGCAUGGCAAGAAGCACUACCCUAUUCAAACCGACUCUAGGCCCAACCAGCUCCAAGGUGUCGGAGAUGCUUUGUCACCCGGCGGGCAUGUAGCUUCCGCUGUAGAGGGUGAGGCUGUAAGAGACGCUCCGGAAUGUAUCUCGUAUUGCGGUGUGAUGUGUGACAACGUCGACGUGAGAGUGGUCCAGGAUAUGGGACAGUUUGUGCAGCGCCCAGACGAGGGCUGCUGUCUCCAAUUCCGUAGAUCCAUAGUUUACUUCUGCGGGCCUGUGGCUACUUCUGCUACUUCUGCUACUUCUGCUACUUCUGCUACUUCUGCUACUUCUGCUACUUCUGCUACUUCUGCUACUUCUGCUACUUCUGCUACUGCUGCUACUGCUGCUACUUCUGCUACUGCUGCUACUGCUGCUACUGCUACUAUUUUAAUAAUUGGGGUGUUGGAUAAUAAAAUCAGGGUGCUGGAUAACGUCUCCCUUUUUCCAAUCCGUUGCUCUUCUGGUCCUGCUACUACUCAGCUGGCCCUGCUACUACUACAGGGCCAGAAGAAGGACCAGGAGCGACAAGAUUCAUCGAAGCAUCAAGAGGGAAGCCGGCACGGACGAAUGCCGCCCGAAGCUGUCGUUACAGGCUCCGAGAAAAAGCUCUCUCGACACUUGGUUGCACGUGAUAGACCCAACGAUGAGGAAUUGGAGCUGCGUGGUUGGACCACUUACACCGAGGAUGAGGGUUUACAGGAUACAGUCAUAGAUACGAAUACAUAA
Trichoderma atroviride IMI 206040 is the source of this 1062-nucleotide messenger RNA. NCBI's taxonomy places the organism in Eukaryota, Fungi, Ascomycota, Sordariomycetes, Hypocreales, Hypocreaceae. The record is from RefSeq and is a predicted model, not a curated record.